CAAGUCUCACUUCCCCUCCUUCAAGACGGAGGGUUUCAUCCUCCCAGCCACCCCAUUACUCUGGAAGUCCCAAAGUGCUCCAUUCUUCCCUCCAGCCCCUGUAUUGCUCCUCCACAUGUGGCCUGCGUACCCAGGCUUUGCAUGGAAGAAGGGCCUUUCACUUUGAGUCUGUCAAGCUGGCUCAAGUGACUCAAGAAUACGAGUACCAACCCCCAGGCAGACUGCUAGUGUCACAGAGGCAAUGUUAGAAUCUUUACCCCGAUCAGAGGAGGACAAAGCAUCAAAGGAUGAUCAAUGAAAUGGUGCAGUGGGCCCUGGAUUGAAUCGACAUGGCUAUGACCCCUGGAUCAAAUGAGGUGGUUGGGCACAUCCAUCCAGAAUGUGACUUUUUAGCUGAGCUGAAGAGAAAUGAGAAUGAAUGUCUGAGGGAUGCUGAAGAUCAUGGAAAUGAAACUGCAGGUUGCAGGAAAACAUGGGACAGGCUACUGUGCUGGCCGAAUGCAGAAGUUGGUGAGACUCUCACAUUGCCCUGCCCGCAGGUUCUCUUUCACUUCCUCAAGGAGCCAGGCUUGGUAAGAAGAAACUGUACAGUGAAUGGCUGGUCUGAUCCGUAUCCCUCCUAUCACAUUGCCUGUCCGGUGAACGAUGAGAUUCCAGUUGAGGAACAGUCCUAUUUUUCUACUGUAAAGAUCAUCUACACUGUGGGUUACAGCAUUUCCAUCUCCUCCCUCGCCCUGGCUGUGACUGUUCUUAUUGCAUUCAGGAGACUCCGCUGUCCCAGAAAUUAUAUCCACAUCCAGCUCUUUCUCACCUUCAUCUUGAAAACUAUUGCCAUUUUCAUUAAGGAUGCGGUCCUCUUCCAGAAGGACGAUAUUGACCAUUGCAGCUUCUCUACAACUGAAUGCAAGAUAUCCGUGGCUUUCUGUCACUAUUUUAUGAUGACUAAUUUCAUGUGGCUGCUGGUAGAGGCGCUUUACCUGAACUGUCUGCUCUUAUCAUCCUUUCCUCAUGGAAGACGCUAUUUUUGGUGGCUUGUUCUGUUUGGAUGGGGUUUCCCAACAUUUUUCACUGUAGUGUGGAUAUUAGCAAAGCUAUAUUUUGAAGAUACCGCAUGCUGGGAUAUUAACCAGGGCUCGCCUUACUGGUGGCUAAUCAAAGGACCUAUCAUCAUUUCUGUUGGGGUCAACUUUAUCCUUUUUAUCAACAUCAUCAGAAUCUUGCUGAAAAAGCUGGACCCGCGACAAAUCAACUUCAAUAAUUCAUGUCAGUACAGACGUCUCUCAAAAUCGACGCUGCUUCUCAUUCCAUUAUUUGGGACACAUUACAUUGUCUUCAACUUCCUGCCCGAAUACAGCAACCUGGGAGUCCGGCUAUAUUUAGAGCUCUGCAUUGGAUCUUUCCAGGGGUUUAUUGUAGCCGUUCUGUACUGUUUUCUUAAUCAAGAGGUGCAAGCGGAAAUUGGCCGAAGAUGGCAUGGGAAGAGCUAUGGACUUAUGCCAGUGUGGAGGAAGAGGACUAGGUGGACCAUGCCAUCUAGUUCUGGGAUAAAAAUGACUACCUCUGUGUGUUAGGGACAGCUGCUGGAUUGGGAGCAAUGGUGUUUAAGAACCCAAAUGUGAUCGAGGAAACUGAAUUUAAAUCAUCUGACUGUAACUUAAAAUGCCUGAGUGAAUUAUAGAAGACUAAUCCAGUUCUGUCUAGUUCCAUAGAAAUUCCUCCCACCAGACCUCUACAGAAGUUACAAGCAUUACAGCAUCAGAUCAAACACCGAUUGGCUUAUAUAAUCCUUUUCAUGUAUAUCAUAUGCAGCACAGCAACACAUAACAGCAACAACUUCCUCUUCUUUUAUCCAGUUUCUGGACUAUUUUUCAUGGACUACACAUUAAAGCACAUCAACUGAGAGGUCACCAAAAGUAUCCUAAAGUAACGCUAUGGAAGUGUCAGAUCUGGAAUGCACUACCACCCUCUUCAAAUUGUGGGAACUGGAUUCAGACUGCUGGUUUUGAAUCACUAGAUUAGCAAACAAGUAACAGAAUACCUUUUGAACCUACAGCACAAUGUUAUCAAUCCCCUCCUAAGCAAGGAGAUUCAAAGUUAAGGCAAAACCCAGCUAUAGCCUGAACUCUUGAUAUUGUGCAAAAGCUGCUUCUCAAAUUAUGGUCCCUGGACCACCAGUAAUGUAGAGAGUAUAUCUUGGUAGCCUAUAGGUGAAACUUUCUGAGAAUUAAGGAGUAAGAAACUGAGUGGUUGGAGGAAGAUGAUUCCAGAGGGUGGUGUUUUAUGAAAAAUUGGGCUAAGUAACUAAAAUGAGCAGAAAUAUCGAGAAGUCCUUGUGGCACCUUAGAGACUAACAUAUUAAUUUGGGCAUGAGCUUUCAUGGGCUAAAACUUAUGCCCAA
Messenger RNA from Gopherus evgoodei (Goodes thornscrub tortoise), 2398 nucleotides. It is a transcript of the gene GHRHR, whose product is annotated as growth hormone releasing hormone receptor. The transcript is spliced from 14 exons. The record is from RefSeq and is a predicted model, not a curated record. Gene Ontology annotation, biological process: cell surface receptor signaling pathway; adenylate cyclase-activating G protein-coupled receptor signaling pathway; positive regulation of cell population proliferation. Lineage: Eukaryota; Metazoa; Chordata; Testudines; Testudinidae. Gene Ontology annotation, cellular component: plasma membrane. Gene Ontology annotation, molecular function: growth hormone-releasing hormone receptor activity; growth factor binding; peptide hormone binding. Bases 330 to 1571 code for a protein of 413 amino acids.